Fomitopsis serialis is the source of this 2277-nucleotide messenger RNA. Its product is annotated as Pre-mRNA splicing factor PRP21 like protein-domain-containing protein. Bases 1 to 2277 code for a protein of 758 amino acids. Gene Ontology annotation, molecular function: RNA binding; protein binding. Gene Ontology annotation, biological process: mRNA cis splicing, via spliceosome; regulation of alternative mRNA splicing, via spliceosome. The record is from RefSeq and is a predicted model, not a curated record. Lineage: Eukaryota; Fungi; Basidiomycota; Agaricomycetes; Polyporales; Fomitopsidaceae. The transcript has 8 exons. Gene Ontology annotation, cellular component: catalytic step 2 spliceosome; U2 snRNP; U2-type prespliceosome.
AUGUCCCCUCCGCUGCUUAACGGUGGUGGGCACCCAAACGGCCACGGCGACUUCAACGGUGUAUCAAGGGAACCCAAGUUUGCCAGUGGACUCAUUCUUCCUCCUCCGGAGAUCAAGUCUUCUGCCAACCCUCCUCAAUUCGAGGACAAAAUCCGCGAGAACCAGCGUCAGGACCCGAAGUUCUCGUUCCUCAACCCCGCCGACCCUUACCAUGCUUACUACAGGCAUCGUAUGGAGAAGGUGAUCCGGGGAGAUUUGGAUGACGAGCCGGCACCUGGAAAAGAGGAGAAGAAGGCGGACAGCGUCGCCCCCGAGCCUGAGGUCGACCGAGGAGUAGAGCCCCCGGUGCCUGAGUUUAUACUCGAUAUUCCCAAUAUCACUGCCAUUGAUCUGGACAUAAUGAAGCUCACUGCUCUAUUCACUGCGCGUCGCGGUCGAGCAUUCCUAGCCUCCCUCUCCGCUAGGGAAGGACGGAACUACCAAUUCGACUUCUUGAGGCCCACUCACUCGCUCUUUGGUUACUUCAAUCGGUUAGUAGAGCAGUAUUCGAAGGUUCUCCUCCCUAGUAAGGAGAUGUUGGCGCAGUUGAAAGAUCGCACACAAGAGGGCGCCCGCUGGAAGGAGCUCGAGAUCGCCCGCAAGCGCGCUCGGUGGGAGCAGGUCAAGCGGAGAAGGAGAAGAAACGCGAGGACGACAAGGAGGCGGAACAAAAUUGACUGGCAUGACUACGCGAUUGUCCAGACCAUUGAGUUCACCGCUGCUGAUGCCACUUCUGAACUGCCGCCGCCUAUGAGCGUGCAGGAGGUCGAGAACAUGACGUUGGCCCAGAAGAGGAUGGCAGCCAUGGUUAUGGAGACAACCGCUGAGGAUGUCGAGGCACAUCGCGCUCGCCAAGCAGCUGCAGAGGCAGAAGCAGCUGCGGCCGUUAGCAGCGCUGGAGUGGCUCAGGAAGACGCCGCUAUGGAGGAGUCCGACGACGAGGAUCAGGAAGCACAGGACCGCCGCAGACGCGAGGACGAUGAGCGGGCGCGGGAAGUCGAGAGGGCACGGGCUAUUCAGGCCAACUCUUUGGAUGCUGGUGCUCCGAUGAAGAUCAGGACGGACUACGUGCCGAAGGUCGGCAAGAAGUCUUCCGAGAGGAUGACGACAUGUACAAUCUGUGGUCAGCAAAUCCCUGUCGACGAACUCCAGGAGCACAUGCGUAUAGAGUUACUCGACCCAAAGUGGAAGUCGCAGCGGGACGCCCUGGAGGCCCGCAAGGCACAGGCCUCCGAGCUGCAGCGUGGUGCCAAUGUCGUAUCGUCCCUCAAGAACCUUGCGCGCACGCGUGUCGAUAUCUUCGGCGCGGAAGCAGACGAAGAGAAGCGCAAGAAGGAAGAGGAAGAAGAGCGAUUGCGUCGGAGGGAGAGAGAAAAAGUUAUCUGGGAUGGUCAUACCGCAUCCAAGGCCAACACGCUCGACAAGUACUCCACGAAUGUCAACUUCGACGAGCAGAUUGCUGCUAUUCAUCGGGCCAAGGGUCUUGGACCAAGCUGGGGCAAUUGGCCCUGGAAUUGGGCCCGCCGCUGCCCGGCACCGAUGACUUCUCUUCCUCCCCCUCACACAUCCUUGCCUGCCCCGCCUAACCAGGGUGGUGCCCCGGGAGACCCUGCCUACUCGGCAGCCACUAUCUCCUCGGGCCCCCAACCUGCCUCCCUAUACCCUCCCCAGCCCCCGCCUGUCAUGCUUCCGCCUUUGCACUACCAAGGGAUGGAUGCGGCUCAACCGUUUGGUUACCAACCUCCGCCUAGCGCGCCGCCUAUGAUGCAUCCUGCUCGUGCGGCGCUCGCAGGAUCGCCUGGGGCUGUCGGCACACCGCCUCAAACUGGGAUGGUCCGUACGGCAGACCAGAUGGAGGGCGGAGCGGACCAGAUCCCUCCUGCGAAGCGGCAGAAGAUUGCGAAAAUUCCGGGCACGACGCUGUACCCUGAGGAGGAUUGGAUUAACAUGCAUCCGCAUCCGAUUUCUCUGGUCAUCCAGUUGCCCAACGAGUCGUCUAAACCGGAGUGGAAGCUCGACGGACAGGUGGUCACCGUCCCCGACAUUCCGCUCAACCUCCUGGUAUCCACGCUGCGAGACCGCAUCUUGCAGUACCUCGGCAACCCUCCAGUGCCUCUUUCUCGUAUUCGGCUGUCUUACGCUGGGCGGAUGUUGCCCAACCAGAACACUAUCGCGAGCCACAACAUUGAGGAUGAGGACCUCAUUGUUCUGAGCCUCAGAGAUGCGAAGAAACGGUAG